GUGCUGCUUUUUCACAGAAAGAGAAGCUCACUGAACUGAAACAACCUGGGUCUGUCCAUGAGAAUCCCACUGUAGGAGACAACAUGAAUCCAAGGCUAGUCUUCCUUCUCUUUUGUGGAGUUAUAAUUCCAGAACUGGGGAACACACAGUUAUUUCUGAGAGCACGCCGGACAUCAGAUCUUACAAUUCCUUACUGCCCACCAGGGUAUUAUUGGACACCUGAUGGACUCAUCGAAGCCAGAGCACCCCUCCUUAAAAGAGAGCCCUUAAGAGUCCUUAUCAAUGCAACUGGUGAUACAAUUGUGAUGAAAUUUCUUCGUCCUAGCCCCAGUACAAAACUUGAAGGCUACAUUCUUGGAUAUGGCAGCAGCUUUUACUCCAAGCAAUAUAUUCCUUUUCCAGAAAAUGGGAAACCAUUUGUUACUGAAAUUGAGGCAGAACCCAAAUAUCUAAUUUCAGUGCAACCGGUACAGCCAGUGCAUCCAUUGCUUACUCUAAGGAAGUACUGCGCAGCUAGUCAGAUCACCCGACAAAAGCCUCUGCAUUUGGUAGUUGGAACCCUGACUCCAACAUCUGUGUUACUGUCAUGGGGAAUCCUCAUUAAGUCCCAGAAAAGUGGCAUUUUGAUGAAUGACUGCCUUGAAGACAGAAUGUAUACAGUUCGCUAUAAAGAAAAUGAGAAGAAAAACUGGCUGUUUCAGAGUUGCCCUACAACAGAAACUGUAAUAGAUAAACUUAAACCAGACACAAUUUAUGAGUUUGGAGUGAAAGACAAAGAUGACCGAACCUGGAGCAACAGGGUCAUUCACAAACUGGAAACAUACAGUGAAAAAGGAAAUACAAAGAUCCGGAAGCCAAGUUUACCAGAGAAGCAAAUUCCUGUGUAUGUGGACAGAAAGGAAAAUAAAGUUAUUUUCAAGAAAUCUCAACCAGGCUGGAAUGAAACACACAAACUACCUUCAUACCCAAAAACAACACAACCACCAACUGUUACAGAGACCAAGUCAGUUCCAACAAGAGUCCUGAAAGGAUCAUUUAAACCCAGUGCAUCUGCUACUACUUUCCAUGAAAAACCACAGCCAACAUUGGGUAAUGGAGUUUAUGCCGAACAUCAGCAAGAAAUAUUCACUUCCAUAAAAAGUGACUUACCUGGGUUAUCCAACACUAAUCAGGCUUCAACUGAACCUCAGCCGGAGACAUCAGCGACAGAAUUGCAUGAUAUUCCUGAUUUACCAGAAAAUCUGCUUGCUACCACUGAAACAGAUUUGGGAAGUCCAGUACCAACAGACUAUGAUAGACUCAGUUUGCAAGAGAUUAAGAUGGCCUCUUCUGAACCAGAAAUGGAACAUCCUGAGUCACGGUCACAUGACAGAUCUACUUUGUCAGCUAAUCCACAGGCUACUCCUGAAGUCAAGCUGGAAUCUCCUUUGGACAAAAUAUAUACCACACGUAAUUUGCCAGAGGCUCCUCAGGUUACUGUUGAACCAGAAAAGGAGGCUUCAGUGUCUACACCAUAUGAUAGAUCUGAGUUACCAGAGAAUCAAGAGGCAACUAAUGAACCAGAGUCGGAGACUGUUUUGUACAAGUCAUAUAUUAUACCUGCUUUGCCAAAGACCCAUGAGGCAACUAAUGAACCAGAGUCGGAGACUAUUUUGAGCAAAUCAUAUAUUAUACCUGGUUUGUCCAAGACCCAUGAGGCUACUGAUGAACCAGACCUGAAAACUCCUGUGCACAAAUCACAUGAUACUUCUGCUUUACCAACAAGCCAGCAUGCUGCUAAAGAACUAGAACUGGAAAUUCCAGUGCACAAAACACCUGAAACAUCACUUUCACCAGAACUCAUGCAUGUUUCUUAUAGUGCAGAUAUGGAAAUGCCUAUCCAAAAAACAUAUAACACACUUGUUAUUACAGAGAAGAAAACGCUUAUCCCCAAAACAAAUAACAUACUUGUUAUUACAGGGACUAUGCAGGCUACUAAUGAACCAAACCUGGAAACUCCUGUGCCUCAGAAUCAUGUUACAUCUGAUUUAUCAGACAUCCAAGAGGCUCCAACUGGAACACAUCACAGUGAUAUACCAAAUAACUCAAAGCAAAAUUAUACACACUUAUUGCCGGAAGAAAUACCGGCUCUUACAGAAACUCCUCAACGAAAUGACAUGUCUUCAACCUCUGCCAAAGGGGAUUUAACAAGCAGUUUACCUGGUCCAAGUGCAAUACCCCACACUGAUAUACCAAAUAAACCAAAACCAACUAAUUCACUUCCAAAAGGAGCAGGAAUACAGGCUCUUACAGAAACUCCACAACAACAAAGUGACAACAUUGUAAUGUCUGCAAAAGAUGAUGUGACAAGUGCAAGCAGUUUAUCUGGUCCAAGUGCAAUACCCCACACUGAUAUACCAAAUAAACCAAAACCAACUAAUUCACUUCCAAAAGGAGCAGGAAUACAGGCUCUUACAGAAACUCCACAACAACAAAGUGACAACAUUGUAAUGUCUGCAAAAGAUGAUGUGACAAGUGCAAGCAGUUUAUCUGCUCCAAGUACAACUGCUCAUACUGAAAUGCCAAGUAAACCAAAACCAACUCCUCCUCUUGCAUUGCCAGAAGCAACAAUGGUUCAUAAAGAAACUCAGCAAGAAAGUGAAAAGUCUGCAUCCUCUGACAAAGAUGGUGUGGCACAAGGUUUACCUGCUUUGAAAGAAGCAACCCAAGAACCAGCUAAACUUUUGACACCUUUCUCUGAACAUCAAAGGGCAAUAAUUGCUCCAAAUGGAACACCUCAAAGUGACAUACCAAAUGAAUCAAAGACAACUUAUACAUUUGUAUUGCCAGAAGAAAUUUUGGCUCUUACAGAAACUCCACAACAAAAUGACAACCAUACAACUUCUGCAAAAGAUGAUGUGGCAAACAGUUUACCUGAUCCACACGGAACACCUCCCAGUGAAAUAACAAUUAAGCCAUUGCCACCUUAUGCACUUGUAAUGCCAGAAGAAAUACAGGCUCCUACAGAAACUAAACAAGAAAGUGACAAGUCUACAGUUUCUACCGAAGAAGAUAUGAUAAGCACUUUACCUGCUUUGAAUGAAUCCUUCCAAGAACCAGUUAGACCACAGACUUCUUUGCCAGAAAAGCCAAGUCCCGUAAUUGCUGCAAAUGAAACCCUUCCAGAAUAUUAUAAAUCAGUAGCAUCUUCUCUCCCUGAAGGGUCAGGGACAACAAAGGCAUAUUUUGAAACAUCCAGCCCUAAAGCAAAUGACACACAAGAAAUGCUACAAACAAACCUUGUUCAAAGUAACAAGGAUCAAGGAUCUUCAAAACCAAGAAAACCAGUAUCUGAUCCAGGUGUCACAGCCCUUGGUUAUGAUCAGCAGCUUCAGGCGCCUCAAAAACCAAAGUCACCUGACACAUCUGUAAUUCCAAUCACCAGUCUGGCUUCAAGUGAAAAACUGGAAGAACGUCCCAUAAUAGCGGCAACAGAGAAACAUCAGGAUGUUGCUGCUGCUCCUAAAAAAAUACGUCAAAAAACUGAGAACAACAAACCAUCUCGUAGGCCUGAAUUAGUAAAGUCUGUCACAGGCAGUGUAAUUUCUGCUAAUCAAGCCUCCAUUCAUCCCAGCACUGCCAGGAAUAGGGCCACACGCCCUCCAUUUCCCAGACAUCCAUUUAUUUCGAGAGGCACUCCAAAGCAAACUCAACCUCCAAAACCAAAUGCGAACACAAGAAAACCUUUGCCUCCAAAUCAAAUUCCUGGUAAACCAGGAAUCAAAGAGACCACACUACGUCCCAUACAGUCCUCUUCUACAGUCAGAUCACCUUCUAAGCCAGUAGUUAAUCCUACAAAAGGCAAAGUAAAAGAACAGGGAACAGAAACUACUGCACCAUCAGCAGACAUAACUUCCACAGAUCCUCCUGCAAUAUUUAGCUCGACUCCAACAUCUCUUACAGAUAUGAUGGGAGAAAGUCGCUAUAUAGCCCCUCAUGUAGUGUUCAUGCCGAAGAAUGAGACCGAUCCAUGUUCUAUCACUGAUACUGUCAAGUAUUUUCCUGAUACCGAAGCUUCCCAUCAGAAUAUCUCUACUCCACCCCAGCAACCACCAUCAAACCUAACUGUUAUUACAGUAGAGGGAUGUCCGUCUUUUGUCAUUCUCAACUGGACAGAAGCCAAUAAUGACACAGCUACUGAAUAUAUAGUAAAAUCAAUGGUGAAUGGAACAGCUCCAGGAAAAGGAAUAUCUAUUCAAGUUACAAAUCAGACACAUUCGGCUGUGGAAAAUCUUAUGCCAAACACAAGCUACGUAUUCCAAGUAACACCAUCAAAUAUUCUUGGCCAAGGUCCCCCAAGCAAUCAAGUUGAAUUUAAUACAGAAUCAGCGGAUCCCAGAGUGAGUGAAUAUAUUUCAGUGGGGAAGGAUGCCAUCUGGACAGAAAUCCGCUUCAAGUCAGAUACUUACUCAGAGUGCCACGGAAAACAGUUUGUCAAACGAACUUGGUACAAGAAGUUUGUGGGUGUCCAACUCUGCAAUUCUCUGAGAUAUAAGAUUUACCUUGGUGACUCACUUGGAGGAACAUUUUACAACAUCGGAGAUCAGUCUGGCUUUGGAGAAGAUCACUGUCAGUUUGUAGACUCAUUUUUAGACGGGAAAACCGGAAGACAGCUGCAUCCUGAUCAACUACCUAAUAAACAAGGGUAUUACAGGUCUGUUCGACAAGAACCGGUCCACUUUGGAGAAAUUGGUGGAAAUACACAUGCCAGCUAUGUUCACUGGUAUGAGUGUGGCACAACAAUACCAGGAAAAUGGUAAAAGCUGGACUCGAAGAUAAUUGGGAAAACAAAAACAUCCCUCCUGAAAACUAGCAUUGAAACUGCAUUUUAAUAGGACUCCUGAUACUUAGGCCUAACUGUACUUUAAUGUAUAAAUAUGUUUAUAGAAUAUAAUUAUCAGAAUGUUUGUGUUAAAAGUAAUUAGUAGAACAAUGUAGAAAACUGCUUACUGUGUGUGUCAGGUUUCACGGAAUUUCUUUCGGGGAAGAUAAUGGACAAUCACAGUAAAAAAAAUGUUGGGAAGCUGGCUCCCUAUUUUUGUUAAUACAAGAUAUGUAUAUUAUUUAUCAGAAUGUUGUAAUAAAUGGUUUUGUAGAGGGUUCAGUGCAAGUAACGGUCAUAAAAGAAUACUUUAGGUUACAAAAUAAACCAAGGUUAGAAAUUUAAAUUUUAAAUUUGGUGUUUCAGAAGCCUGCUUUUGGUAGAUAUUCUGUCAAGGACCAUCUACUCAGAACUUAGUUUUAGAGGAGUUACUUGUUUUACAUCAAAAAGGAUAAUACUCUACAGAUGCCAAACAGAAAGCUCAAAGCUAACAUACUGAUCUUUAUUUCUGGCAUGCAUGCAUACAACACCAAAUAAAUAUAAAAUUCUAGCCUUUCACCUUGUGCCUUACUGCUUUGUACUGAAAGCCACUGUAAGACACUUUCUGUUGCACAUUCCUAUUACUUUUAAUAAGUGAGAGGUCAUGUAUGUAUGUGCGUGUGUUUAAGUAUAUAUGUAUGUAUGUAUGUAUGCAUGCAUGCCUGUCGACCUUCAAAGUCAACCCAUUUUUUGUGAAAGAAAUCAAACUGAUAUAAGAGUCUGGUUAUUUGAUUUAAGUAAAUUAUCCACAAAAAAGGAAUGCAGCAUAUUUAUGUAUAUGACAAAAUACCCACAUAACAAAACAGAUGGCUGGCAAACAAACUGAAUGCUUUAACCAAGAGGCAUCCCAUCUGGGAUCAGUGAUUAGAAAUAAGCUCUUUCACUGUAACAGUGAAAUUAAACAUAGACUCAUGAUUUCUUCCAUGUAACAGUAGAAACCACUGACAGCAGUCACCAUCCAAGAACCAUAAAGAGAAUAAAAUUUAAUGCAGUAACUGGUGGGAUUAACAGCUCCUGACCUUGCAAUCUUAAGAGGACACUUAAAUACUGAGAUGACUUUUGUUAAAAUCUGAAAUCAGCAUAUACCUGCUACAUAGAAUUCUUCACAAAAUUAGAAAUCCAUUAUUUUUGCAUGUCUCUGAUUCUCUAGGGCAUCAUAAAAUGAUUACAGAGUUUGAACAAUGUGAAUAUCAACAUGGGACUGAUAAAGGUCUGUUCAAUACCACUAAGUGCCUUUAUUAAAUCUGAAGCUAAACAAAAAAGUCUUGACAGUAGACUUGUAGACUGCUUGUUAAUGGCAUCAUUUGAAUAGUAUGGGUAGGAAGAGUUAACAGUAGGAUAAAUGUGUCAGAAGAAUGGUACAGCGGUCCAUAUCAACUACUGUAACCAGAGUGGCCUUUUUUAUUUUGUUAAUUUAGAAUGAUGUUAUAUGAUGACCUUCUACUUUAGCAAACAUUUUUUUCCAGCAAAAUAUAUAUCAUGGAGUCAAGGUUUUUUUCCAGAAAACCCUGCAUCAAAUAGAUGUACCACUUCCCGUUCUAAACCAACAGAUAUCACAAAGCCCUACAUAAUUACAGGAUGCAAUCACUCUUGCAGUUUCCUCUGUUGCACAUUUUUUUCAAAUUUGGUCUUUCAGCAUUAAGAUAGGCCUGCAUAUUUUCUUGGAUUCACCAGUUAAGCUUCAUUUGAUUUCAUUUUUAAACUAUGAAACUGCAGAGUUCUGUAGACUCUAACAAAUAAGUAAUGCAGCACUGAUGGUUUCAGGUGCUUUAUCACUUCCUAUGGUGGUAGUUUAAUAAAAAGUAAAGGUUUUAAAAACAAAACACUCCAAAACAAUGUAACAGUCAAUACUACACCAAAUCAAUAACAGUUUAUUGGUAUUGCCUACAAACUCACAUUAAUAUCCAUAAACCAUGAUGGACCAAUAAUCUCAGACCUGUAAGUCAUGUGGGCAAAGGCAAAAGGAAAAAUGAAAUCUGGAAAAUACGCCUAAAGAGACUUUAGACCACAAGACUUCAAUAUAAUCAGUAGCCAAGUGACAUCAGUAAAAUCAAAUAAUCUCACACCACAACUACGGUCACAAGUUAGUUGUCUACAAAGCAUAUAUUAUGUCAGAUUUUGACUGCUGAACUUAAAGUUUUAUAGUAUAUCUGCUGGGAGAAAGACUGAACAUCUGAUACAAGAAACCAUAAAAUAUUCCCCUCAUUACCUGGUAAAAAUUAAUACACUGCUACAGGAACACAGCAAUAAGCUGGGAUAUGUUCUGAAUUAAUGACAGCCACAAAAAAAAAAAUAUUCACAGUUCUGAAAGGCAGACUGCCACACAUUAACAACAACAAUACAGACAUUACCCAGGGCUAAUAGUCCACAACUGUAUCUCUCAAGGGUAGCAACUUGUAAGUAUAAAUUUUUGAUAUUUGCUCAAUGCAAAUCUCAGCCAUUUUCUGUGAGACAUCUGACCAAACCAACCAUGAUCAGCACUGUAGAAUAUUUUUUUCUUUUCUUGGUCAGUCCGGAAAUAAACACACAUUGGCAGUUGCACCCUUCCCUGACUUAACGAGAAAAGUUAGCUUUUUGUGGGAAGUGUUGACAACACUAAAUCAUCAGUGGCAGGCAGACUGGCUGUGAGACGGCAUACUCUCUAGCUUGUUGGUUAUGACUUGAAAUGACGUUGGGUCUGCAUUGUGUGUGCCUUAUCACAAAAUGCUCAAGACAAGUCAACUCUGUUUGUACAAAAGGAUAAAGCUUUGACUAUGACCCUGGCGACCUUUGUUCAAUUAAAGGUUCAGACACCUAGUGGAGCUGGCGGGGUGGAAGAGGUAUUUGCCUGCUCACCUCUUCAUGCAAGCAAGGGGCACUGCAUUUUCAUAAGUACUGUGAUACUGAGUCUGUGAAGAGAGCCAUUGCUGUGGUAUGCAAACGGGUAAAUAAGGGACACAUCACCACUCAGAUUAGAGCAUUUCCCUCUUGUUACCAUUGCUCACCCACCCACCUAGAUGGCAUUAGUCAGGCAAGUUAUUGGGAGGGGAAGCAGGCCUUAAAGAAAAAAAAAAAAAAACAUGAGACUCAGUAUAAUGGCUCCAGUCCUGGUCUUGUCUCACUAAGGAUACAUCCCAAGUGUACAGACUGCCCAGGAAGGGGGAACCAUCCAGUGUGGGUUAUACUGGGCAGCCAUCCUGUGUUAGGGGAAUCAUGAGGAUGAGAAGAUAAAGGGAGCUGGUGGUGGCAAAGCCAUAAGUCAGUGUUAGAAGGUCAAACAAUGCUCAAGACAUCUGCAAGCUUAUCCCCAUUUUCCUGCUCCGUAUCUGGUCAUUCAACCAACUUAAGUGAGCAAGGUAAAGGCAGGAAAGAUUAUACCAUCCCCUCAAGCAGGGAAAGAUGAGCAGAGAAUGGUAUACAUCAUCUUUCUAGAACAAAAGAACCAGAUGCCAAUGGAAGAAAUACUGUCACUAAAGAGUUUGGUGGCUUCCUGACAUUCAUCAUAGCAUCAGAGUCGUGGGCUACAAAAUUCCCUCACUGGACUUAAUCCUCUUGAGCCACUGCUGGCCUUGAGAUUCAGUGAAUAUAUCGAUAGUCCACCAUGAUCCUUUUUACCUUGAGCAUUAGGCUCUGCAUUUUUUUAAGUGAGGUGCCCAUGGACAACUUGGCUAAUGCAGUGGUAGCCAUGAACAAGGUAUGCAACAUUUUCUGAUUCAGAUAGUUCUGGGGAGAUUUGACUUUCCACUUGAUGGUCUUGUUAUUGGGGUCUAUAUCAAAUAACCGAAUGUUGACAAUAUUGAACGCUCUAAACAGCGAAAUUCUCAGAACUCGAACUCCUUAUUGUGGGAGGCUGCGCCCCCCACACCCCCUACUACAUAUAUAUUCCAACUCAGAGAUCGCACUACAGUGAGGAAAGGGCAAAUAUUCCGAUCUUCACUGUACUGCAAUCUCAAUUAAAGAAUUUGGAGUUCUAGGAUUUUCGCUCUUUAGAGCAUUCGACAUUUUCAACAUUCAAACAUAUGAUAUAGACCCUGUUAUUGAACCUACACAGUAAGGACAGUAGAUGACUUCAUGUUCCAUCUCUAAGAAACACUAUGAAAAUCUAUGUGAGGGGAUUUGCUUCCUAUAAGUAGUAUUAACUUUAAUAACAGCUAUCCUUAUUGCCCAAAAACCUCAUCUAUAAAGUUAGAAGUAGUACAAAAUAUAAUUUUCCCCACUGGAUUAUUACUCUAUUUCCAGAAGCCAGGAUGAACUGACGUUUAAUAAUGCCCAGGACCAACACUGAUGGAUAAACUCUCAUACUUUGGUAAGAAAGAGAACAUCUCUUUUAUACACAGAUGUGCUGACAUCCAGGAGGAAAAGCUCUGAAAGUCACAACAGACAUCAGGCCUUCUGUAGCAGAAGCCCCAAGUGCUGUCAUUACUGCAAGAGUGAAUACAAUAAACAUCUUAAAAUAGGUAUGUAACCCAAUAAUUUUAUGGGCUGCACACUACUUUUGGCACUUAAUCUGAAAUGUGCAAGCACCUUUUUCCUAUUUAACAGUCAACAGAUUGUAAAUACUGUAAGUUGAAGAACUAUGUCUUAGCUCAGGCAGAAGUCAUUAAUGUAAACUUUUAAUUCAGACUAACCAAGGCAUUCUGAUACAUGGUUCAGAGUACUAAAUUAUACAAAAAAAAAACAGAUGGUUUGAGACAAAAGAAACAAGCAAUAUAAUGAGCAAAAGCACACACCAAUCUGGGUUAACAUACAAGAAACUAAAUGCCAAUGUUGCUAAACUGCACAGGGCAUCAUCUUACACUCAUCAGCAUAAAAAGGUUGAAAUAAAGUGUCAUCCAGUGUGUAAAUAUUUCACGGAAUCUGGGUGUUCACUGCAGUUCUCUGAGGUAUGUAAACUUAUCUUGAAAGUGUUCAACAAAUACAGGACAACACAGAGCAACAAUAGAUGCACAUUAGUUACGCAUAUUGUUAAAACUCUUCUGCGAUGCUUUUUUAAAAAAUCUAUGUGAAAAUGUUUACUCGAUUCUGGAUAUGCUGAUAACAAUAUAAAUGUAUAUGUACAGGAAACUAUGGGCUUCUCAGAACAAGUUGCCAAUGCUGUACCAAAUAAAGUAAAAUAAACAUGAGAAAUUUUCCAAA
Molecule: messenger RNA, 10015 nt
Organism: Protopterus annectens (West African lungfish)
Lineage: Eukaryota; Metazoa; Chordata; Ceratodontiformes; Protopteridae
Gene: ABI3BP
Product: ABI family member 3 binding protein
Exons: 53
Coding region: 84-4799 (1571 amino acids)
Biological process (GO): positive regulation of cell-substrate adhesion; extracellular matrix organization
Molecular function (GO): protein binding
Source: RefSeq, a predicted model, not a curated record